Strongyloides ratti is the source of this 1338-nucleotide messenger RNA. RefSeq lists its product as hypothetical. The record is from RefSeq and is a predicted model, not a curated record. The transcript is spliced from 4 exons. Lineage: Eukaryota; Metazoa; Nematoda; Chromadorea; Rhabditida; Strongyloididae. The coding region runs from base 1 to 1338 and encodes 445 amino acids.
AUGGUUCAUAAUUCUAAUGUAACAAUAUUUAAUGCUACAAGUCCCAUAAAUUUAAUUUCAACUACAACAACUAGUUUAUUGGAUCAUUUAACAACAAGUAAUUUUAAUAAUGUGAGUCAAGUUAUGAGAACUGAAUGUUUUGUAAAUAUAUCAAAAGAUGAAAGAUUUGACCUUAUUAAACAAAGACAUACAGCAAAAUUAGAGGAUAUUUUUAGAAGAUAUUAUGGAUGGAUGCCAUUACCAUUUACAAUUAUAGCAACAUCUUUAACAAUACUUUUUUUAAUUUCAACAUAUAGAGCAAUUAAACAACAAAGAGUUUCAAGAAAAUGUUAUGCUUUACUUUUUAAUAGAUCAGUUGGUGAUUUAAUUUGUUGUAUAUCAAAUUUUGCCGUAAUUGGUUAUUGUUUAUUAGCUCCAAAAGUUAAUCGUGAUGUUGUACCAGCAAUAGAUACAUUUUUUGUAGGAUCAUUUUGGGCAGGAAUGGUAUCAUAUGUUUCAUUAUCACUUCUUAAACUUUAUGCUGUUUCUAAACCAUUUAGUUAUAGAAAUAAAGUUACAAUGAGAAAAGUUAUAUACCUUAUAAUGUUAACAAUGGUUAAAAUACCAUAUUUAAAUGCAUUAACAAAAUGUAGAAUGGAAACAUGCCUUCGUGCAAUGUAUCGAAGUAGAAAUUUUUUAACAAUUAUUGUUUAUUUUUUUACAUUAUUUAUAUUUUUUGGUACAUUAAUAUAUGUGAGAAAAGCCAGAAAAUUUGUUACUUCCUUUAACAAAAAAAAUAGUAAUAAUAAACAGGUUAUGAAUACAAGGUUUCCAUUUUGGAAAUUAUCAUUAAAUGUCGCGACAUUUGCUGCAAUGAAUGGAUUUUAUGUAAUAUGGGCUAUCUUACUUCAAUUAAAUACAGACCAAUGUUAUUUUCAAAAACAUUUUAAUCAAAUGAUUACGUAUCUUGGUUUUGUAAGAUUAACACUUAUAAUGAGAGUAUGUGUUGAUCCGAUAUUAACCUUCAUUACUGACUUCCAAAUGAGAAGAUCAUUGUAUAAUGUUUUAGGAAUUAAUGGAAAAAUUAAUCCACUUAGUUCUCAAAAAAAUAUGAUAAAGAAAGAUGGUGAAGAAAUUGAGGAUGAUAUAAAUUCAUCUGAAUAUUUAGAAAAGGGUAAACGUUCUGCUAAUUUAACUGGUACAACGGUUCUAACAAAUGAAUCAUCAAUAAAAGCAAAAAUUGAUAAUGAACUUGUCACUACUACUGCUACAAUUCAUGAACCACCACAAGAUGAUGUAAUUGAAGUUGUUAAAGAAGAAGAUUUACCUGAAGCCAUAAAAAAUAACAAAAGUGUAUAG